Messenger RNA from Phragmites australis (common reed), 878 nucleotides. RefSeq lists its product as uncharacterized. Bases 327 to 515 code for a protein of 62 amino acids. Lineage: Eukaryota; Viridiplantae; Streptophyta; Magnoliopsida; Poales; Poaceae. The record is from RefSeq and is a predicted model, not a curated record. The transcript is spliced from 3 exons.
GGGGCUUCCUGCAAAAUUUUCAGACCUUUCCCGAGUGUCUCUGCGCCGCCUCUCGCUCCCAGCUCCAUCGGCUCUCGGCCUCUCGCCGCGACCGACAGCCGGGCAGCCGGUGCUACGACGCCCCCGUCGUCCCGCUGCGCCCGACGACCGGCCAACGCUCCGCUAACCGCGUCCGAACCCAACAUCCAGCGCUCCGCCCCAGUCUCCCCUCCGUACUCGACGGCAGUCGUGUUGAAAUCCUAGCACCGCCACGGCCGCCACCGUCGACGCGACGAAUCUUCUGUUCUCGGCCGAGGGUUGCAGGUAGGCCGGACGGCAGGGGUGAUAUGCCGCACCGCGCGCGGCCGAUGACGGGGCUACUGAUGUUCAUGGGCUUGAACCUGGUGCUCGUCAACACCAUCUCCCCCGUCUACGACUUCGUCUGCUUCCUCCCCUACUGGGAACGCAGGAGGGAACGUCAUCGAAGGGAACGGGAAGCACUGCAAGUGAGAGGCUCUCUAGAAACUACUGAAUGAAUUCUCUUAUGUUUGGUGGGAGACAAAUCCACGCAAGUGAAGAUGAUGGUUCUGUUAACCAUGCUCUGACCCGUGAUUAUGAUGCAGAGGUGUCAAGGCUGGAACAAUUUGGGGAAGAGUUAGGAGAGUCCACAUAGGAAGUUUAAAUUGAUCAUUUGGGUUGCUUUCUUAUAUAACAUCAUAAAAGUAAAACUUUUCAUCAUUUUACCUCUUUCGUAUGCUGGAACUUUCGUUUGCCUGAUUAAUCUCAGCAAAAAUGAUCGUGGGGUAUUAGCCAUGGGCUGUACGUGGUGGUCUGUAAUUGUAAAUUAUAAAGACGGUCUAUUUCUCUUCCUACUUUCAAUGCUCGUGACAUUGUUAUAA